Molecule: messenger RNA, 696 nt
Organism: Gekko japonicus
Lineage: Eukaryota; Metazoa; Chordata; Lepidosauria; Squamata; Gekkonidae
Gene: SYCE2
Product: synaptonemal complex central element protein 2
Exons: 2
Biological process (GO): synaptonemal complex assembly
Cellular component (GO): central element
Source: RefSeq, a predicted model, not a curated record
AUAGCCCUGGAUUCAACUACUGAGAGUCUGCAAGAAAGAACUCAACAAUUAAUUGACAAGAUUAAUGAAAACCGGAAGAAGGACCACAUGCUGAUGAACAAUUUCAGAGAAAGCCUUCUGAUGAAGGUUUCAGCUUUGGCAGAGAAGCUGGAGGAAAGGGUGUUUCUGGCUUACGAUCAUAACAACAAGAUCAUUCAGGAUAAGGUUCAAGAGUUUUCCGACGUCAUGGGAAGAAUCAAGCAAAUCGAAGCGGAGCUCAAGCAGGUCUGCCACACCGUGGAGAUGCUGUAUAAAGACCUGUGCAUUUAAUCUGAACUGUGACUGCACAGAGAAAGAGAAAAAUAAAGCGGACGGGAAGCGUUUAUUGAAAGCAGGAGAAAAACUGAACCCAUUGGAUGUUUUGGUAAGCAAACAGGAGACAUACCUAAAGAUGUUUGGGGGGAAAUGAAGCUGUACCAGACUGCCCCAGUCUUCUAUUGAUACGCAGCCCCUGAAAGUAUUUCAAGGACAUUUGUUCAUUAUUAUUUGCUUGUACACGUCGGGAGUUAACUUCUUGUAACAAAUUCCAAUUAUAUUUGUGUGAGGCUUCACACUCUGGUUUCUGUACAGACAGUGGCUAUUGCUGGCGUAAAUGCUGUGGCCCUACACAGCAAGCAGCACAAGCAUAGAAACGAUUGUAAAACACGUUGACGAGGA